AUGCUUUUGUGGCCAGGUUAUUUCAUCGUUUUAACUGUUCUUCGCGUUGCGGUGUCGGACUUAGCCUUGCCUGGUUUAAAAGGUGAUAAGGCAUACAAAUAUCAAGGUGAUAUUAUGCUUGGCGUUUUUGAAGAUCUUCUCCAACAUGGAAGCUCCGAAGGUGAACUGUGUAGUGAUGAAGUGGUGGUUGGCUUAGAUACAUUUAAAAACAUUGGAGCUUUACAGUAUGCUAUAGAUUUAGUGAACAAUAACACAAGUGUACUCCCUGGGGUGACAAUAGGCUUCAUUGCUCUCCCAACAUGUAAUGGACAUCUAACAACACUUGCCCGAGCUCUGCAAUUCGUACCACAGUCUCCACACUGUCAAAAAACUGGAACGCCUCACUGUGACGAAACGUUGACGCCACAUUGUGACGUGCCUCAAAAUCCAACAUAUUUACCGUUUUACAAGGUGGUUGGUGUUCUAGGUGCAACCUCCAGUCAAUCUUCGGUCAUGUCUGCCCCCGUUCUAGGCUUGGCUCAAAUUCCACAAAUAAGUAAUUGGGCAUCUAGCGACGAACUAAGCAACAAAGAGCUGUACCCAUACUUCAUGCGUGUUGCACCUCCAGACAGAUAUCAGGCCCAGGCAAUUGUUGACAUAAUUCGCUAUUUCAACUGGACUUAUGUUUCUACACUGCACAGACCAGAUAGUUAUGGGCAAAAUGGGAUUAAAAUGGUUCAUAGACUGUUGAAACAAUAUGACAUUUGUCUUGAAUAUAACGGGGUCAUCCAUAGUUCAAUGGAGCCAUACGAGUUUGAAGAUGUUCACACGAAUCUUAAGCGAAACAAUAAACCAAAGGCUGUAAUAGUGUUUGCUUAUGAAACAGACCUUGAAGGACUUCUCGAUGUAAUCAAAGAAUCAAAUGGUUCCAAUGAAUUCAUUUGGGUAGGAAGUGACGGUGUUUACUACAUAGACAACCUCAUGUCUGAAAUGGUAGGAGCUAUAAAAGUUGACUUAUACUAUGAGGCAGUUCCUGCUAUAGAUACAUAUAUUAAGUCCCUAACUCCAAACAAUUUUACUGGCGCUAACUCAACAGGAGAAAAAUGGAUUCGAGACGUUUGGGAAAAUAAUUUUGAUUGCUCCUUUGAUGUGAAUGCUGCAAACUCAACACUUUGUGGGAAGGGACUGAGACUUAAUGAGAAAAAUGGUUAUACUCCAUAUGAUGGUGGUGGUUCAUCAUUGAUAGACGCCAUUAACGUAUUUGCUCAUGGGUUACAUGAACUUAUAACAAAUGAGUGCCCACUUGCAUUCAAUAACACAGCUCUACUCGAUACAUGCAUCAAGGGACCAUUAUUCAAACAGUAUCUCCUUAAUACUAACUUCACGGGUGUUUGGGGGCCAAUUAGAUUCGAUAAGUAUGGAGAUAUACUGGGCAGGUACUCAAUUAGUCAAAUUCAAAUUGGUGACGACCAUCAGCAACAUCUUGUCCCCAUAGGCAUAUGGGACAAACAAAAGGACAUGAAUUUGGACAUACAUGAUUCAAAAUUGAAAUGGCAUCAUCACAAAGAUCGCAACAAACUACAAAAUGUGUAUCCAGAGUCUAUGUGCAGCUACCCCUGUCGACCAGGAGAGUUUUAUAUUAAACAGGAACUGAAAUGUUGCUGGGAAUGCAGGAAGUGCCGCACUAACGAGAUAACAAUCAACAAUGCUAGUACCUGCAAGGAAUGUCCAAUAUACAAGUGGCCUGAUCAGUUGACAUUCGGAUACUGCGUUGAUAUACAAUUGAACUAUUUACUUUUCUCAGAUUCUCUUGGAAUCCUCAUGACAGUCUUAAGUAGUUUUGGGUUCUUAGCAUGUAUGAUUGUCUUGGUUAUAUUCAUACGGAAUCGUAAUCAUAAACUGGUGAAGGCUUCAAACAGAGAGUUAACGAGUAUUAUUCUUGCAGGAACAAUGAUUGCUUAUGUGACUGUAUAUACAAUCAUUGCCAAGCCAGACACUGUUUACUGUUACCUCAGCUGCCUGGGGUUUCACAUCAGCUCAUCCCUUGCUUAUGCUCCGAUGCUUGUUAAAACUAACAGAGUUUUUCGGAUAUUCGAAGGCGGUAAGAAAUUUAGUCGACCCAGCUUCAUUACCUCUCGAUGGCAAGCGAUCUUCACUGCGGCGCUCAUCUUGAUACAGAUGAUUAUUUCAUUCUGCCUAACAGCAAUGUUGCCUCCAGUUGUUACAAGAAACCAACCUGUGUUGACGGAGAAGUUUGUGGAACUUUUAUGUUGGAUUCCCCUUGAAAGUCUGAUCGUUCCCCUUGUUUACAACCUUGUCUUGAUUAUCCUUUGUGCGAUCCACGGGUUCAAAACAAGGACAUUGCCAGAUAACUUCAAUGAAUCUCGAUUUAUUUUCUUCUCUGUAAGCACGACGCUUUUUCUGUGGAUCGCCUUUUUACCUACAUAUUUUACUGCAUCAUCAGCAUAUCACAAAGCCACCCUUCUGUCAGCUCUUCUCAUACUAAACGCCUCUAUAACUCUCUUGGUGUUAUUUCUGCCUAAACUUUAUGCCAUAUACUAUCUAAGUGAGGCUCAAAUGAAAUUCACAGCGUCGAUUAUGGCAGUUGGUAUCCAACCUUCUGUACCAGCAACACAGAUGUCCAACCUUUCUUUGCCACCUGGACCUUCAAGAUUUAAUCUCGAUUUGAGACCGAUUGGUAGUCCAUUGACACAGCUUACAACUGAUACAACAGCUUCUGUUGUAACAUUAAGGCUAGAGGCAAGGGGAGAACCGGGUACAGUUACAUAGACCAAUGAGUUGAGGUGCCAGCUUUUUUCAUUCCAUCUUAUUCUGUUCAAAGAACAUUUUGAAAAUAGUAAGAGUCAUCAGUAAGUGGCGGCGGUGGUGGCGGCGGCGGGGACAAAGAGUGCAAUAAUCGGAUCUGAAAAAAUGUCAAUUCCAGUGCAACAUGUUACAUAUUAAAUGAACAUAUUAAUCAAGAAUGUUAUGUAGUUCAUUUAAAUAUCUUGCAGAAGUGUUAAUGUUACCAUUUUUUCUUUUGAGGGUCCAUAUUCUUAUCAAUGGCAUGUAAAAUUAAUGGAUGCUCAUGAAAGCAUGUUAUUAUGUAAAGUGGGUGUCUAAUUGGUCACUUCUGGUGGAAGUGGAACGGUGGAAGUGGAACAGUUAGCGGUUGCGAUUGUAGGUCGAAAGACUCGCCAUAUACUAAUCAAGAGUAUGCUACUCAAGUCUAAUGCUGUAUUUUACAUGCCCGUGGUGCUAGUUCAUAGCCACUGUCUAAAUAAACAUGGG
This is a messenger RNA of Owenia fusiformis, 3270 nucleotides long. The record is from the annotation of a GenBank genome assembly. NCBI's taxonomy places the organism in Eukaryota, Metazoa, Annelida, Polychaeta, Sabellida, Oweniidae.